Molecule: messenger RNA, 1314 nt
Organism: Monascus purpureus
Lineage: Eukaryota; Fungi; Ascomycota; Eurotiomycetes; Eurotiales; Aspergillaceae
Source: the annotation of a GenBank genome assembly
AUGUCUGAAACCAUGAACUCCAAAGAUGUUCAGGUCGUUCCCGAAAACGCGACUAACACUGAUAUUACCAUGGCUGGCACUGGAACCGGCGCUGGCAUCACUGUGCCUGGGGGUGAGAACGGAGAAGAAAUACGCGAUGCUCCAUACCGCUACGCCACUCCCGAGCAGUCACAGGAGAACAAAGCUAUCAGUGACGAAGGCAUCUUUUCUCCAGGCUGUCCGAUUCUGGUCGAAGCCGAGAAGGAUGCUGAAAGGAGCAUCAAUGGCGAAGGCAAACUUUCUCCCGGCUAUCAGACCCAUAUUGAAGCGGAGAAGGAAGCAGAGAAGCCCCUUAAUGGCGAGGGCGACCUUGCUCCAACCUUUCAGAACCAGGCCGAAGCGGAAAAUGAGUCUAAGAAUGGUUACCCUAAAGAAGCUAAAGGAGAGCAAGUCGAAAAGGACGAGGCCAACGAAAAAGAGGAGACCGAAAAGAAGCCUGAUGAUAACAAUGACCAGGGACGUCCUCUGCCGGGACCGGGGCAGAUCACGGUGCAGAAACUAUCUCCGGUCUGCUCGAAUUGCAAGCGGGCGAAAGUGCGUUGUACUCAUCGCAAACCCCUCGGCUAUGAAGUGAUCCGAUCUAAGGGACCCUUGAAAAAGCGUAAGAGGGAAAUCGUCACUGAGGAUGAGAUUAAUGCUGCUCCCCCAGCAGCAAAAAUCUCUCGUCAGGUCCACUGGGGAGAUGAUGACAACGGGAAUAGAACAUCUGCCAAAGACAAAAGCACCGAGGUUCCUAACAAGCAGGGAUGGAGCCGGAAGCUUCGCAAACGAAAGUUCUCGCAAGUUGAUGAGGAUGAAGCCUCAUCUCGAACGGCAUCUACGUCAGCGCCUAGCCCCCCCCCUUCAGCAGUGGAGAAAGUGAGAGCAUUCUUUAUCAACGUAGACGAUGAGCCGGAGUCUUCUCCCAGGAAGAAAUCCAAGAGGGGACGUAAGCCCAACAAGGAACGUGUCCAAGUCCCCGAGGUUCCCAUCGCUAAUAGACGCGGCCGCAAAAAGGCUACUCAAGAUGCUUUGGCGGAGUCUACCGCUACCAACGCUGAUUCCAGCUCUUCUUCCAAUGCUGGGACCUCGAGUUCUUCAUCUCAGAAUGGGGCAUCGCCUGCCUUCCCAGCGGAUCCGUUGCAGGGCGCCAUUCAUCUCUCCCGUCAUACAAGCUUUAGUCAACAGCUGCGAACUGCUAUAGAAGACUGUCAGACAAAAUGGCAAGCCGCCAUUGAUUCUUUGGAAACUGCCAAAUUCUUGCUGGACAACUGGGUGGAUGGCAAGCCAAUUUAA